ACAAUUAACCAGAUAGGAAUUUUAAGUUAUUACUCCUAUUUUCACACUAAUCAUUAUUUAUAAAUUGUAUUUGUGAGAUAAAUUCAUAUUUUCAAAACGAAAAGGCGGUAAAAUUGGUUUUCAAAAUAUAAAAUUAUAUAAAUUAUUUUUGUAUUGUAACUUAUAAAUCAUCGUAUUAUAAAUUAUAUAUCUUGUGAGUAAAUAUUAGUAUAGAAUUGUGCAAAUUACAGAAGCUAGCAAAAACUAUAAAUUAAAUUUAAUAAAUUAUUACAUAUUAAUACUUAUUAAAAAAAUAUUUAAUCAUUUUUGUUAUUUUACAAAAUUUUUGCAAUAUAAUUUUUUAAGAAAUAAUUUUUAACUUGUAAUUUUUCUAAUCUGAAUAUAUACUUAUAUAUAAAAGCAUAUAAAAAAUAUUUAAUACUAGAAAAAGAUGACAUAUAUUUCUUAAUUUAUUAAUUUUUAAUAUCAAGAUGGAAUUUAUCAUAUAAUGUAAAUAUAUUUAUUUUAAGAGAUUUAAAUUUCAUUAAUUGUUCAUAAUCAAUAAUUUCUAGUAAAAUUUUUAUUAUUACUAUUAGUGGCUUUCUUCUCAGAGAAAGUUUCAGAGAAUAUAUGAUAUAUCAUACUAUAUGUUAUUUUAUAAAUAGGAUUUUAUAUUUAUAAUUAUAUUUUAUAUUAUAAUGCAAUAAAAAAUUAUAAAAUUUUUAUUAAUAAUAGAAAAUAUAAGUAUACUUGUGAUAAGAUAUUGCAAGAUCAAUUUCAGAUAACAGUAAUUAAAAAAUUAUGGCAAAUAUAAUCAAUAAGAAUUAUGCAAAAUUAAAAGAAAUAAGUACUUAUUUUACUGAAGAAACAUUAAAAAAUAUAUUGCAUAUUAUACAUAAUGGAAAAACAGUAAAUAUAUUAAGUUGGGAUUUUUUUUCACCAAAUCUUAAAGGAGACAAUUAUUUGUCAAUUAUUAAUAAAGUUAAAGUAACUAGUGCUAUUGAAGGAAAGGAAGUAGAACUUAAUUUGGUGGUCAAAUCUUUACCAACAAAUAUAAGUAGAAGAAAUGCAUAUAGAAGUCCAGAAUUUUUUCGCAAUGAAAUUGCAUUUUAUACAAAGAUAGUUCCAAAAUUUGAAGAGUUUUUGAAAGAAAAAAAUCAACUUCAAUUAUUGUGUAUUCCACGCCAUUAUUCUUCUAUUAGUGAUGGUGACAAUGAUUACAUAGCAUUGGAAGAUAUUAGUGCUUCAGGAUACAAAACAGUAGAUCGACGAACCUGUUUUGAUAAAGAUCUGUGCAUGAUAAUUUUAAGAGCUUUAGCAAAAUUUCAUGCAAUUUCUUUUGCAUUAAAAGAUCAAAAAAAAGAGACAUUUAUGGAAAUUAUAGAGCAUGUAAAUGAAACAUAUUUUAGUUAUAAACAUUGGAAUUGGUAUAAAAAUUUUCAUAAACGACUGAUAGAUAUUAGUAAAAAUGCUUUGGCUAUGGAAUAUCCUGGUAGUCAAGCAGAACAAAAAUUCAAUUCUUAUAAACCCAAUGAUUUAUAUCAAAAAGGAAUUGAUUUAUGUAAUCGUAAAUAUCAUUCAACAUCUGUUAUUACUCAAGGUGAUUCGUGGAUUCCAAAUUAUAUGAUUAAUAAAACAACUCAAAGGAAAGUUGUAAUGCUUGAUUUUCAAUUAGCAAGAUGUACUAGUCCAGUUUUAGAUGUUUCACCUUUUAUUUAUGUUUGCACUGAAAGAUCUAUUUGGUAUGAAAAUUUCAAUAUAUUAUUAAAAUUUUAUUAUGAUGAAUUGGCUAAUGCCAUUCAUUUGCUUGGUUCAAAUCCUGAAAAAGUAUAUUCAUGGGAUACAUUUAUGAAUGAGGUAAAAAAAAAAUUUAUAUUUGGUAUAAUAUAUGCAAUGGAACUAAUCCCAAUGAGUCUAUUGGAUCCGUCAGAAGCAUUUGAAUUAGAUGUUACAAAUAAUAAUAUAAAUAAUGAAGAAGAUAUAGAUAUAGCUAAUAUAUGGACAUUGUCUAAUAUUAAAUCAAAAGAUGGAAGGCUCAGAUUAGCUUCUGUUAUUGUACAUGGUGUUCAAAACGGAUUUUUAUAAUUAUAAAAAAAUAAAUGCAUUUUAUACAUAACAUUUAUUAAAUGUAGCAUUAAAUAAAAUAGAGACAAUCUGUA
Messenger RNA from Apis cerana (Asiatic honeybee), 2138 nucleotides. RefSeq lists its product as uncharacterized. NCBI's taxonomy places the organism in Eukaryota, Metazoa, Arthropoda, Insecta, Hymenoptera, Apidae. The record is from RefSeq and is a predicted model, not a curated record.